AUGCCGCCCCCCAGACCGAAGUCCUGGCCCUCCGGGCUGCUUAGCGACCACCCCCCCGGGGCUCCUGGGGGGCCGCUGCUGAGGGGCUCCUCCGCCUGCGACGUCUGCUCCGCCUCGGUGGAGAAGAGGAUCAGGAUGGAGCAGGUCCGAGCGCUGUGGGGCAGCUUGCUGGACUCCCUGAGCCGCUUCCAGGACUGGUUGGAGGGGGCCGAGGCGGCCACUCCACUCCCCAGCUCGGCCCACGUGCUCUACGCCGAGGCCCGGGCCCAACUCAAGCGCUGCGAGGGGCUGCAGCGGCAGGUCGGGGCGCGGCUGGCCGAACUGGAGGCGCUGAACGGGCGAUACCGGCGGCUAGUACUAGGUCGCGGGGCCGGCGAGCGGGCCCGGGCCCAGGGCCGCCUGCGGGCCCUUCUGCAGGACAGUAACCGCCGUUGGCACCUGCUGCACCAACGCGCGGCCGCCGGACACAAGCGGCUCAAGCACCUGGUGAGCCGGAGGGAGCUGUUCGACGGGGAGGAGGAAGGGGCGCGGAUGGGGCUCGCCGAACUCGCCCUGCGACUCAGUGAAGUGGAACACUUCUCGGGGGGCUCGGCCCGGCAGAAGGUGGCCCGGCUUCAGGCCUUCCGGAGCGACGUGCAGCGUGUAGCGCAGCGUGUGGACUCGGUGCUGGCGGCCGGAGAGGGGCUGAUGCAGCGCAGCGCUCCCCGGGAUGCGGUGGCCCUGGAAGAGGCUCUGCGGGCCCUCAGCGGGCAGUGCCACGCCGUGUUCGGCCGGCUGGCCCGGCUGCAGGGCAGACUCGUCAGCCACAGCCUGGUGUUCGAGGACUCGUGGCUGCCCGAGUGGGACUCGGAAGGCGAGGAGUGCGGGGCAGGCCGGGGUCCCCCCGAGGAGCUGGAGUGGGACCCGGCGGGGGACGUCGGAGGCUCAACCUCGCCCGACGACGAGGACUCGUCCUUCCACAGCGGAAAAUCGGGCCCAGAGGCCGACUGGGUUUGGGCGAGCGGGAGUCCCGGCCAGAUGGAGACGGGUACGGCGGACGCCUUCCCGACAGGGGCCGCGUCCGGCCCUACCCAGCCCACCGCCACUGCAUCACUGGGCCCGCUCCAGCACUGCCCACCCCAGGAUGGGGGUUCGGAUCCAGCCGGGCUCUCCCCGGCCCCCUUUCCAUCGCCGGUUGGGGCCGGGCCGGCCGUGGUGCGGAACCGGGGUCCCCCGGGGCUGGGCGUGGAGACGGGCCGCGUGGAAAAUUGGCUGAGGACGACCACGGCGGGAAGGCAGCGCUGCUCCCCCCCGGAAAGCCAGGCCCUGAAGAUGCAGCCCGGCUCCCGCGCCCCCGACGAGGUGGCCCUGCAGAUAGAAAUGGGCUCCGUGGCCGGACCCCCAUCGCCACCCAGACGGGGUCGGGCGGGCCCCGGGCCGGGGUUGCUCCUGCUGCUGCUCCUGCUGCUCCUAAGCGCCCUGUGGUUCCUGCUCCGGCAGCGGGGGCCCGACUGCACCCUACACCGUCCCGCCUGGACCCCCGGCCUAGUCUUGCGCUAUGUCAACGGCCCCCCUCCCACCUAG
Messenger RNA from Tachyglossus aculeatus (Australian echidna), 1563 nucleotides. RefSeq names its product spectrin repeat containing nuclear envelope family member 4 (gene SYNE4). The record is from RefSeq and is a predicted model, not a curated record. NCBI's taxonomy places the organism in Eukaryota, Metazoa, Chordata, Mammalia, Monotremata, Tachyglossidae. Bases 1 to 1563 code for a protein of 520 amino acids. Gene Ontology annotation, cellular component: nuclear envelope; membrane; meiotic nuclear membrane microtubule tethering complex. The transcript has 10 exons.